Molecule: messenger RNA, 3474 nt
Organism: Varanus komodoensis (Komodo dragon)
Lineage: Eukaryota; Metazoa; Chordata; Lepidosauria; Squamata; Varanidae
Gene: TLE5
Product: TLE family member 5, transcriptional modulator
Exons: 7
Coding region: 58-651 (197 amino acids)
Biological process (GO): regulation of DNA-templated transcription; negative regulation of canonical Wnt signaling pathway
Cellular component (GO): transcription regulator complex; nucleus
Molecular function (GO): transcription corepressor activity; protein binding
Source: RefSeq, a predicted model, not a curated record
CGACCCGGAGCCGAUCCAGAGCCAGGGCGCGGCAGCCCGCUCGUUGUGGGCCCUGACAUGAUGUUUCCUCAAAGCCGGCACUCGGGUUCUUCACACCUGCCCCAGCAGUUGAAGUUCACCACUUCGGAUUCCUGCGACCGCAUUAAAGAUGAGUUCCAGUUGCUGCAGGCACAGUACCACAGCCUCAAAUUGGAAUGUGAUAAGCUGGCAAGUGAGAAAUCAGAAAUGCAGCGUCAUUACGUGAUGUAUUAUGAGAUGUCCUACGGGUUGAAUAUCGAAAUGCACAAACAGGCUGAAAUCGUCAAGCGGUUAAAUGGGAUUUGUGCUCAGGUGUUGCCGUACCUUUCCCAAGAGCACCAGCAGCAGGUCCUUGGAGCCAUCGAGAGAGCCAAGCAAGUGACUGCCCCAGAGCUGAACUCCAUCAUCCGGCAGCAGCUCCAAGCGCACCAGCUGUCCCAGCUCCAAGCACUCGCCCUGCCGCUGACUCCGCUGCCCAUGGGGCUGCAGCCGCCCUCCCUCCCGGCCGUCAGCGCCAGCACGGGGCUGCUCUCCCUCUCGGCCCUGGGCUCCCAAGCUCACCUCUCCAAGGAGGACAAGAACGGUCAUGACGGAGACGCCCACCAAGACGACGACGGGGAGAAGUCGGAUUAGACGGGUUCCGGGGUAGCGGGGUGGGGAGGAGCUCACAGUGGGGGCAGAAGCGGAGGGCAACAUUCACUCCUCCAGCACGGGGCUGCUCCCAGUGGGGGGGGGUGGCGGAGCACGCCCGGACUCUCCCAGGCUCAGGGCUGGCGCCGUUGCCCCCCCAGCCUCUGCCGCACAUGCUGUGGCCUCCCCCGUCUCCAGUUCUGGCCACGUGGGAAAUGGCCACUGCCCCCCAAGCAUGGCUUGGUUGCCCCAGGGUCUUCUGUCUGUGUGUGUGUGUGUGUGUGUGUGUGUGUGUGUGAGGGGGGGUGCAGGACUAAGACGGGGAUGUAGCCCCGCAUUUUAAAUCCAGUUUCUGAAGCUCCAUGCUCAGCUCGGCGGAGCUAAAGCCCCAUCUCCCCUUGCAGUGGGAUUCCUUGUGAAGGGUGGCCGGGUGGUGGCUACCUGUGCCCCCAAGCUGCAGGGGUGCCACCUUAAAGGGGGGGGGCGCGCUUUGGGAUACGCCUGUGCAACUUCAGCAUCACGCACCAGCUGCCAGGUUGGGAGAGCAGCGCAUUUCUCGGUGCUCAGCCCGUGUGGCCGAAUUCUGUCAUGCCCGUUGGAGCUCUGACCCCCAUAUGGGUGGCCCCCUGAGGACGCAUCGGGGCCUGCCGCUGGAUUUGGUGGCAGGCAGCGGAGACCGGCAAAAACAGCCGUGGGCAGUCCACAGGGGGUCCUCCCCGGGUCCUGGCAUCAGCCGGCAGAGGGUAGGUUAGGAUUCCCCGGCUGGUUGCUGCGAGCCACACAACAGACGGGCAAGCUUUGGAGGCUCCUAGAAGAACAUUUCUGCAUUUUCGAAAUUGGUCUGCUCGCAUCUCCAGCCUGGUAAAUUCUGGCCGACAGGAGUGCGCCACGGCAGGCCUUUUCAGACAGAGGGCCUUGAGUGGCCCAUGCAAGCCGAAACCAGCCGCCAGUAGCCAACAUCACCCAGGGAAAUACUCCUGCUGGGAAAACCCUUUUCCCACCAGGGAGCAAGGAAUUCUGCCUUGAGUGGCAGUCACUGCUAGUGAAGAGGUCCCGGUUUUGUGUCCAUGCACAUCUCAGGGCUGCUCAGACGUGGAUUGGCGAUGCGUCCCAGCCCGUGGGGCGUGGUUGGCACUCCGCUCGUCCUCAGGUGCCGGUUUGCAUCCGGCUGCACCCCCACGGUGCUCGUUCGCAACUGGUUUCCGAGUCCUGUUUCAUAGACGUGUUUAACAAAAAAGACCUGCACCCGAAGUGACCCCCAUGAGCAGAGUGACCCCAUGAUGUCUGCCCUGUCCACUGGCCAGGAGACAGUUUGCCUAGGAGGUAGAGCCCUGUUCCCAGUUGGCCAUUGGAUCCCUUCUGUGUGUAACUUUUAACCCAUCAAUUAUCUCCUCCUCCAGGUUAUUCAGACGGGGCAAGAAGAUUCCCCCUGGGUCUUGCAGGAGUUCCUGCUGGCUUCAGCUCUUAGUGUGCGGGCAUAGGACGUUGCGCAUGGGGCCACAGUCUCUCCUCCCCUGGCCCCGUGUACCCCUUCUGUGGUUUCCCAAGCUCUAUCCCCGUCUGAGAAGGGGAACAUUUGUGCAAAAGGAGCUUCAGGCUACAAUACGCUGGUUGGUUUUGAAUUUGGGGCCCUGUAGCUUUGGCUCCGCCCACAGUUGGGACGGGUGGCCCCCGAGGGUCUCUCCGGAACAGAAUGCGGCCUUCAGCUGAGAGAGGUUCCACACCCCCACUCUGUUCCUCCGCCACGGAUAAAAUAACCCCCAAGGAGAAGACAUGUGGGAAUCCCCACCCUGUUCAGCCACAGUGGGACAGUGUUGCAGGUGGGGUUUCUCCCCCCCCCCGCACCAACAGUCACAACCCCCAACUCCCUCUCACCCCAUGAGCCCGAGCCAGCCGGUGCUGCAUUCCCACCCGCGCUCCGAUCGCGCGGCUUGCUCUGACCACCUGGGUGUGCUUCCUGUGCGCAAACAUUGGAUGUUUUGGGGGUGGGGAUCCAUCACAGAGCCUGCUACCCCCCCCCCCCAAUUCUCCACCAUGCUCCUUUCGUGUCCCGGCUUGGACCACCAGACACCCCCUCCUGGUGGUGAAUUCCUCCCACGCCACUGCUCUCUGUUGCUUUCUUCCGCGUAAUGUUUCUGCAGUAUCUUCUGCUGAGGUUCAAGAAGCUGUCGUGACUUCCCAUCCCUCCCCCAGCCCCCCAGCACUGUUUUAGAGGAUGUGCACCUUUUGUCCUUAUGCAUGUAACUUGUUUUUAAAGUAGCACAGAAGCAAAAUUUUUAUAUAUAUAAAUAUAUAAAUAUAUAAGUCCUGUAUCCCCAUAUAUCUCCGAAUUCACCACUCCGUCUGCAUCUCUUCCCCAGUUUCCUGGUGAAUUUGUUCUCUAACAUUCAGUGGCUGGCUCCUUUUUCAAUAUGACUUUUUAGGAGGUCUCUGUGGGGAGGGGAAUGGAGGAGAAUGAAGGGGGGCAAAAAUUAAAACAUUCUCACCCCCCUCCCCCCAGCAUUGUUGCUUUGAACUCCCUGUUGAUGUUGGGUUUCUUUGUUCGUUUUCAAGGAAAAGAUACUGCAACUUUUAUCUUAUCUUUCUGAACACUAGUUUGACCUUUUUUUCAUUUAACAAAAGAAAUUUCACAACAAAAAGAAAUUUUUCGUGUUUGUAUAUAUUCCUUUAGAGAAAGAGAGAGAGAAAAAAAUCUUGUUUGCUUCAUGGUCUUUAUUAAUCACUUGACCUAUAUUAAGAGGAACUGAGAAAAAUUAAUUCUGUAUUGAAGAUGUCUUAACCUGUGCCUUUUCAAAUAAAGACAUCAGAUGGUUGGUUAAACAGUGA